This is a messenger RNA of Lodderomyces elongisporus, 1068 nucleotides long. It is a transcript of the gene CWC23, whose product is annotated as U2-type spliceosomal complex subunit. NCBI's taxonomy places the organism in Eukaryota, Fungi, Ascomycota, Pichiomycetes, Serinales, Debaryomycetaceae. Gene Ontology annotation, cellular component: spliceosomal complex. The record is from RefSeq and is a predicted model, not a curated record. The transcript has a single exon. Gene Ontology annotation, biological process: spliceosomal complex disassembly. The coding region runs from base 1 to 1068 and encodes 355 amino acids.
AUGGACUCUUUAGUAAGGAAGAUCAUCAAGGACAAUGUGAAUCUUUAUGGAGUGUUGGGAGUAGAUAAAUCUGCAUCUUUACAGGAAAUUCGUCGAGCCUAUCGGAAACAAGCAUUGAUACAUCAUCCUGAUAAGCAAACUUCUCGGAAUAAAACUACCACAUCGUUGCAGUCCUCGUCAUUAUCAUCAUCUUAUUCUUCUUCUUCUCCUUCAUUGCUGUCAUCUUCAUCGAAUGCACUAGAUAAUUCACAAUUUGACCUUAUUCUCACAAGUUUUCAGAUUCUUUCUGAUGAGCUGCUACGACAACAGUAUGAUACUUUGAUAGAUGCAAGGGCCCAGCGAGGACAGCGUCAAAGAAAUGUCAACGAUUUGAUUUCAAAGUUUCAGAAUGAUCUACUAAAUGCCGAAAAAGGAUUGGGAAAGAAACGAUAUACAAAUAUCGAACUAUUACGACAAGAUGGACUCAAGCGUAUGCGAUUACACGAGGAAAAGAUAUUGAAUAAUUCUAACAAACAACAUAAAGCUACUACAGCUACUGAAAAUAGGCUUUCAUCGCCAUCGCCAUCACCAUCAACAUCACUAUCACCAUCAUCAACAGCAACAACAACAACAAAAUCAACUACAACUAUUGAUGAUUUUCCAUUACCAAGUAUGCUUCAAUUUCCGCCACCCAUGGAACAAAGGUUUUGUGCUAUACUAAAGUAUAAAAACAAAGAAGGAGUUAAUAUGGAUGAAUCAGUUCUUGGCGAGAUUAUGGAAAUUUUUGGUCCUAUAAAGAAGGUGACUUUACUCACAAGCGAUGACAGAUAUGCAUAUGCAACCAUCGAAUACAUUAACUCCUCAAGUUUCCAUAAGGCACUUAAAUAUGAUUACUCAACAUCUCUGGCAUGGGAUGGUACUAGAGUAAAGAAAUUAGCAAGUCUUUUGAGAUCAUUAGUCAAGAGCAACGACAAUUUACGCGAAGAAGGGACAACUGAAAAGUCCUGGACUAACAGUACCAUAGUGAACAAAGUACUAGAAAAUUAUGUUGGAUCCGUAUCUGACAAUACCGCGUCGUCAACGGCAUGA